Molecule: messenger RNA, 1512 nt
Organism: Clonostachys rhizophaga
Lineage: Eukaryota; Fungi; Ascomycota; Sordariomycetes; Hypocreales; Bionectriaceae
Source: the annotation of a GenBank genome assembly
AUGCCACCAUUUGCAGUAUUCAGCAGUCGCUUCUCCGAUCGCUGGUCAGCUAAUGGGAGUAUUGAAACAGAUAUCCCGGGGAGCUUUCCAUUCAUUAUCAGUACUCCAGUCCAGAGACGAACUCGCGCACAAAACAGACAAAUCAGAAGCCAUGCUGCGAAGGCGGGUACUUGCGACCGGCAGCGGAAACCGAACUCUAGAUCAUUUUCAAGACGUAACCGUGCCAUGAGAUCGGGUGACAUGACGCCCGAACACCCAAGUCAACUGGUAGCUGUGCCUACUCUUGGCCCUGGUUUAGAAUUGAUAGAAGCUCCGGGACUCGCCUUUUCUGCUGCCUUGACACCCCUUCUUCUCUACAACCUCGGCAAAUUUCCCUCCAACUUCUGCAUCAAGAGCUCAUUGGUUUCAGUUUUCUCCUUGCUAUCUACAAAGAUGUACCCUGAGAGACUUUGUGCCGAGGCAGAUAGUGAAGAUGUACAUUGGGUGGGAACCAUGUUUCAUAACCAGAUGUACUUCCAUUCAGUCGUUUCAGCUACCGAGGCCUUUUUCAACACACCGGGAGAAGGCAACCGUCUCCUGAAGUCUCAGCACCAUUCUUUCAUGGCACUUCAGCUUCUGCAGGACAAAGUAUCUGAGGAGGACGUAACGAUUUCUACCUCAGAUACGACUAUCAUGUCUGUUCUCUUAUUAGCUGUUGCAGCAGAGAUGGCCGGUGAUCUACCAACAGUUGACCGUCACCUCCGUGGUCUGAAGAGGAUGAUUGAUAUGAGAGGCGGGUUCCAAGUACUGCACACGGAAGUACCCGAUCUUCUUGCCAAGAUCUGUCGGAUCGAUCUCGCCCUUGCUGUGAGAACAUGGAGAGAUCCCGUAUUCUUCCACGACUCAAUUUCGUGGACCCCGUAUCUACUGUCCAACUGCGCAAGAAGCGGAGAAAGUGAUGCUGUCCAAUCGAGCCUGGCUUUAUGGAUCGGCACACUAGAUUACAGGCUACGGACAGUGUGGGAUGACCUUGUCGAGUUUUGCUCAAUGAGUAACUCGGCAUCUCAACGAAAUCAGAAGCUGCCUCGAAAUACGUUUAGCGAGAUUCUGCUUUCUCUAGUAUAUCGAUUGCUGAAUCUUUCAUUUGACUUGGACUCUGCAGAGGAAACGAUUCGACUUGGCAUGCUCGCGUACACUUCGAUGAUGUUCCUCCAAUGGCAUAACCAUAUUGUCGAAUUCUAUCACCUGCGAUGCAUGCUAGGAGCGACGUUGAGGAAUCUCGAUAAUGAAAAAUCCGGGCUUUCUCUUCCGGUACAAUCAUGGCUAUUCUUCGCGUGGCAUAUGCUGCAACCUCCUGAAUGCGAGUACCGACAACUGGACAUCUGGUUUGAGAGACUUCUAUAUGCUGGUGGUCUGUCUACCUGGUCUGCGGUACGGCAAUUACUUCGAUCAACAGCAUGGAUUGAUCAUAUCAAUGACUUUGAUGGGGAGAACGUAUAUAGCCGCACGAUGAUGCGAUUGUCACAACGAUAG